AAGCUUCGUCUGUCACAUCGUGUCAAAUUGGUGACUUUGUAAUGCAUGUAAUUUAUAUCGUAAUUACGGUAUUUUUUUUGGAAGUAAAACAUGCAAAUGGUGCUUUUGCUUUGACGUUCUGAAAUAAAUGUUAAGUAUUAGUCAUAUAUAUUAUAAUGGCGGAAAACGAAGGUAUGUUUUAGAUCAAGAAUUGUAUUCAUCAAUGUGCACUGUUUGUACUAAAACUGCCUAUUUUCCAGAGAGCAACCUCCAGAAACCCGCGAAAACAAGCAAACAGCAUAACGUAUUACCAAUAUGGGGUAAUGAGCAAACUAUGAAUCUGAAUCCUUUAAUAUUAGCAAACAUCCAAGGUUCUAGCUACUUCAAAGUGCAUCUGUUCAAGUUGAAGACAUACCAUGAGGUAGUGGACGAGAUCUACUACCAGGUGAAGCACCUGGAGCCGUGGGAGCGCGGCAGCCGCAAGACCGCUGGCCAGACGGGCAUGUGUGGCGGCGUGAGAGGCGUUGGUGCAGGCGGCAUAGUGUCAACAGCAUUCUGCCUUCUGUACAAGCUGUACACGCUGCGUCUCACACGUAAGCAGGUCAAUGGCUUGCUGCAGCAUUCUGACUCACCAUACAUCAGAGCCCUCGGUUUUAUGUACAUUCGCUACACCCAGCCACCAGCGGACCUGUUUGAUUGGUAUGUGGACUACCUGGACGAUGAGGAGGAUAUCGACCCGCGCGCGGGCGGCGGAGGCCCCACCACUAUUGGAGCCCUGGUGAGGCAGAUGCUCAUCAAACUGGACUGGUUCAGCACACUCUUCCCGAGAAUACCAGUCCCGAUACAGAAACAAAUUGAACAGAAGUAGGUAUAGAUAUUUUCUCCUUUUGUUUAU
This is a messenger RNA of Papilio polytes (common Mormon), 874 nucleotides long. RefSeq names its product pre-mRNA-splicing factor 38B. The record is from RefSeq and is a predicted model, not a curated record. The transcript has 4 exons. The coding region runs from base 128 to 847 and encodes 239 amino acids. Lineage: Eukaryota; Metazoa; Arthropoda; Insecta; Lepidoptera; Papilionidae. Gene Ontology annotation, cellular component: precatalytic spliceosome.